Lates calcarifer (barramundi perch) is the source of this 4956-nucleotide messenger RNA. It is a transcript of the gene wdr31, whose product is annotated as WD repeat domain 31. The record is from RefSeq and is a predicted model, not a curated record. Bases 324 to 1400 code for a protein of 358 amino acids. Lineage: Eukaryota; Metazoa; Chordata; Actinopteri; Centropomidae. The transcript is spliced from 10 exons. Gene Ontology annotation, molecular function: protein binding.
UACGAGAAAGCGUCGCUCCGUGGUCGCUACGGAGGGAGGGUUGGCUUCGUUGUAGUUAAGACAGUUUUUGUCCACUUUCCCACGCAGUUAGGACAACUUACUGACAUGGCAGUCUGUAGGAAACGAUUCUCAGUCGUUUGGGCAACGGCUCAACCAAGUUUUAACAUUUGUUCAUCCACGUUUUGUCGCUACUAGUGCAUUGAUUUAUCUUGGCAUGACAGAUAAAGAUUAGUUAGCAUGCUAGCGAGCUAGCCGCCCAGCCUCAGCAUCACACAGCGACCACGCCUGCCAGUGACAGAGUGGCUGCAGGUUCCUAGGCAGACAUGGGCAAACUACAGAGCAAGUUUCGCAAGAGGUCUGAGCUCUACAGGACAUCUCAGGGAGAGAAGGCAGAUAAUACCUUUGACAGUCAAGUGGUGCAGUAUGAACCUGCCCAUCAAGGAUCCAUCAGCACUGUCACAAAUCUCAGCCCAGAUCUGUGUGUUUCUGGUGGGAGUGAUCAGGCUGUGGUUGUGUACGACUGGAAACAAGGCCGGAUGUGUCAGUCCUUCCAGGGUCACAACCGAGAGGUUACCAAGGUGGUGUGUUAUCCAGGCAGCACGUGGAUCUUUAGUGCCUCACGGGAUAAGACUGUUCUGAUGUGGGACCUAAACCAGGGGGAUGAACCUAUUCAGGAAUUUUGUGGGCAUGAGUUGGUGGUCAAUGGACUAGCUAUCAGCCCUGAUGGGAGAAAGCUGUGCACCGGUUCCCGUGACAACUGGAUGUGCCUGUGGGAUAUAGAAUCUGCAAAAUGUGAACAGAGACACAACAUCUCUAGAAACCUGGUGACUCAUGUGUGUUGGGUGCCAGGCAGCUCCUCUGUAGUCCAGACUUCUGAGGAUAAGACCAUAAGGGUGUGGGACAGCCGUGCGUGGCAGGUCACCAAUACUUUUCCAGCCAAGCAAUACAUCCAGACCCACUGUGACGUCUCUCCAAAUGGAAACUACUUGGUGUCCAGCAGCAAUGGAUUCGGAGGGCAGGGUUGUGAAGCCACGCUCUGGGACCUGCGUCAGCCUGGCUGUAAGGUUGUGGAGUACAGAGGCCAUCUCCAAACCACAGCCUGCUGUGUUUUUCUGCCUACGCCUCCUGGUGGCCCAGCUCAGGUAGCAACAUCGUCCCAUGACAGUUCCAUCAAAAUCUGGGAUCAGAACACAGCAGUUUGUUUAGGGACGUUGUCUCUGGAUGGUGCUGGUCCACUGGUUUCUCUGGCUCCAAGCGACUCCACCAACUUGCUGUGUGCCAGCUUCAGCAACGGCCUCAACCAUAUCCAGGUGGGCCAGGGAUUAAACCAGGCUCAGGGUUCUGGGGCAGGUUCAGGUGGGGCUGGUGGCCUGGACAUUAAGGUUGUGGCACGUUUUUGACAGCCUGGGGUGACUCAUAACCCUGACCUGUGAACUGCCAACGACUUGGCGAGCACUAUAACUGGAUGUGAACAUCACGUCAGGUUUUUUUUUUUUUUUUUUUUUUUUUUUAACGAUUUUACAUAUUUUUAUAGAUAUAGAUAUUUUUGCUUUAUUAGACUGCCAUACAGUGAAGAAUGACAGAAGAGAUCUGUGAGCAAAAGAGGGGAUGAAAAUGAUGUGCACAGAGGAUGCUCCUUUUGUCCAACAGAGCCAUCUGGAUGCCUGUCACAUCUGUUCUGCUAGGAGACUAUAAACACCAAAAUGAUCAUGCUUGGACUGUUGCCUUCUUGGACCAAGCCAGAUGAACCAGGAUUCACUUUGCAGCUGGGUGGAGCUGAUGAAAUACAUGUUGUAUUGCUUCACUGGUGGUGCUGAGCACAGGUUUGGAGGACAUCUUAAUGCGGCGGGAGUGCUUUUGAAAAUUUGGAAGCACUCUUAGAGCAGGAAGAUCAGCUAUUUGAUCAGUAUGUAUCCUGAGUAUGUCAGAGAAAUGGAAGCCAAAUAGAAUUUAUUACUAAGAGCAUGUAAUUUGUUAUUUCACGGAUCAAAUUUAGUAGGUGCAGUCAGAUUUGCAGUCUUGUUUGUCAGACUCUUUGUGCAAAGUGUUUAUCACCAGAGUAACAGAGUAAUGAGGAGCAUGUGUAUGUUGACAAAAAUGAAAUAGUUGAUUAGUUUAACUUUAAUCUGUCAAGUGUUAGAACAAAUGAACAUGUUCGAUACAGGACUGUAUAAACAUGCUUUGUUUUUAGCUAGAUUUCAGGUGAUCAUGGUUUUUAAGAUACAGAUUCCAACAUUUUUAAACCAAAGCUGCUGAUAUCCACUAUAUUUAAACAAAAAAAUACUAUGCAAAAUCCCAUUGUAAUUCCCUUUUUAAUAAAAUAUUGUUUAAAUGAACAAAUGGGAAUUUAAAAAAUAUUAAUAAAUUGCGAAUAAAUGCAAUGCUCUGCAACCUGUCAACAUAAAGCCUGCUACCAGUUCGGUACUAAAGAUAUUGUUUGACAAGGUUUUAGGAUGAUUUUUUUUAAUAACCUGCUACUAACAAUAGGUGUUGAACUUUUGUGUUAGAAUUAGCAAUACAGACCCACUGUGUUUUAGAUCACAAAUGCUAAUGUUGAUAUUAGCAGCCUUAAGUGAAUGAAUUUGAUCGCAUAUUACAUUCCUAUUUGAAAUCAUUAUUGUCAGGACAUUAGUGAAAAUAAUCCUGACUGUUACCUAUAAUACUUAAAGUGUAACAUUAGGGGAUGGAUCAAAAUGACCAUUUUAGUGGUAAUGUACUCUCAGCUGAUUUCAAAUCCACUCACAUGGAUGUUAAUCUGAAUGGCAUCAGUCAGUUAUACCACACGCUGUGAUCAGACAUCUCAUUUUGUGAGAAUUUACUGUUUAGAUUAUUUGUCACUACACAUCUCUACACAUUUAUCUGUGUUUGAUUCAUUAUGAUAAAGCAAUAAAUAAGACAUUUUACAGUGUCUGAGGAGUAAGUCAUAUUGUAUCUCUUUAUCUCAGCUGAGAUGUUUAACUUGGCCGAGGCCUUAUAUUUAAAUUAUGCCACCUAUGUAUUUGUCAUUAAAUAUGAAUGCUUCCUUUGUCUUAUUAAGUAGACUACUCCAGGUAAAUCACGUCAUUCAUGGCAUGCCAGCUCACUCUGUGAAAGUACAAAUCAAUAGUAUGCACACUGGGCUUACUGUGACCUUAUUGUAAUGUAACAGAUAAUGUUUAACUGUGAUAUGUUGCUCAUGUUUCAGUAAGUUCACACCAGGAAGUUGCUGUAUACAGCUUAUUUUUCUACUGCCACCCACUGACCAGUUUUCACUGGAGCAGAUUGGGGUUAAUUGUUUUGCUCAAGGGCACUAUGACCGUCUGUUUAAAGAAUGGACUUUCUCUUCCCAGGUUUUUCCAACUGUUUCUAGUCUUUAAUUCACUGUAACUAGAGGGUUGUGUCCUGCUGUGUUAACCAUAAGGGAACUUUGGAUCAUUGUGUAUUUGAGCACACAUUCUUACAUUAAGAGGAUCAGCUAAUAUUAUAAAGAAGAGAUGCCUCAGUUGUUACUCAUCUAAGGUUUAUUUUGGCUCUUGAAGAUAAAGACAAUUGUAGGAUUUUCUUUUUGUCAAGUUGACUUUUGAGCAUUACUUUAAAACCAGGAUGGGCUUUUAAUGAACACCAAAGGUUUAUCAGUUCCACUUAAUGCCAGAAUUGCCACUUACCACUAAAAACUGUAAAUACAACAAAAUAAAAUUAAAUAAAAUACAAACCUAAUGGACAUUUAAUCUCAUAGGACUUAGUUUCAGUGGCAUUCCUCUGACUGCGGUAUACUUUUAAAUAGGCACUUUACACACUUGACUCAUUUCACAACCCACUUUUCAAAGUCCUGAUGUAACUCUUAUUAUCACAAAAUUUUAGAAAGAACAAACACACACAUGCACACUCUGCAGGGAAAUCACAGAAAGACUUUUUUGUCAUACUGCGGUGUUAAAUUUAUUCAAAUCUGGACCUCGUUUUCACUCUGCCACCAAAAAGAACCAUUUAUCCAUCAACAUAUUUUCAUAAAGACUCACACACAAAGUAGACAUCAGCAGGCAGAACAGUUUGGCAGUUGCCACGUCACUGAAGUACAGAAAUAUUCAGAUUAAAAAAAGGUCUAAAAAUGUUAAUUGAUGAAAUGAAAAAAACAAAACAAAAUAUCUAUCCACAUCUACUCAAAAUUCAAGUUACAAAGAAUUGCCUUAAAGUAAUGGAAAAUAUACAUUAUUGGCACAGCAUGUUAUAAAAAGCAUGUUAUGUGGAGUAAUAGGAAUAAGUAGGAUACAGUACAUUAAACUGAUGGAAUUACAAGUCAUUCAGAAGAUAGUUUUAACACAGAAUAAAUGAGUGUAGCAUUCAAUUCAGUGCAACAAAGAGAUCUACUGACAUCUUUCAGCAUCUGAGUGUUAACAACAAGUGGUACAUGAGGAGGUCUACAGCUAGUGGCAACUUUAAGUAUACUGUAUCUCUUCUAUGAUAUUGGAAAGGAAGGUUAAAGCCUCUCUCUCAGAGCCUUUGGAGUGUUUUCAAGCUGGUUUUUGACUCAGAAACUGACAUUUUUGUUGUGCUAGAAAUAAUUAAUAAAACUGUGAGAGAAACUUGUGUGCAGUUCGAAGAGAAGCAGUUUUAUUUGUGGUUCUUUUUUCUCCUGAACAGUUUUCAGUGUCUAAAAUGCAAGAUUUAAUAAAUAACUCUCUAAAUCCUGAAUCUUUUGAGAUUCUGAGAACAUUUUUGUUUGAAAACAUGAUAAUGAAUGAGAGCCUGACAUCUUAAGAUCACCUGACUCCAACAAGUUAAGUGCCAUGCUGUUCUAAAGGUGGGUAAAACCUUCCUCGAUUAACAUACAUUAUUAAUUCUAAUCACUUAACACCUUCAUGAAUCACACAUGCUGCCAUUAUUUAAACAUACACAGGUCAUUGGCCACAGACUGUUGGGGUUACCACACACUACACAUCAGCUUCACCUCUUUAAAAUGAUACCAACACAGCAGAGAUU